Messenger RNA from Candoia aspera, 7072 nucleotides. It is a transcript of the gene NDST1, whose product is annotated as N-deacetylase and N-sulfotransferase 1. The transcript has 14 exons. Lineage: Eukaryota; Metazoa; Chordata; Lepidosauria; Squamata; Candoiidae. The record is from RefSeq and is a predicted model, not a curated record. The coding region runs from base 20 to 2650 and encodes 876 amino acids. Gene Ontology annotation, molecular function: deacetylase activity; heparan sulfate N-sulfotransferase activity. Gene Ontology annotation, cellular component: Golgi apparatus.
ACUCUUUUCCAAAGCAAGGAUGACUUUAGUAAGGAUCCGGAGGAGUUUCCGGCAGGUAUCUCCUCAAGUGGUGCUCUUCUUGCUGUUUGCCUUCUGCCUGCUCAGUGUUUUUGUCUCAGCAUAUUAUUUAUAUGGGUGGAAGAAGGGACUGGAACCCUCUGGGGAUAUCCCUAGCCCAGACUGUGAUGAACUGAAGAUUGUUCCCUCACGCCUGCUACCAUUAAAACCCAUCAAAGUGGUGGACUCUUCUCGCACUGAUCCCUUGGUUCUUGUGUUUGUGGAAAGCCUUUACUCCCAACUGGGACAAGAGAUUGUGGCCAUCUUGGAAUCCAGUCAUUUCAAAUAUCUGACAGAGAUUGCUCCGGGGAAGGGAGACAUGCCUACAUUGACCGACAAGGACCGAGGGCGCUUUGCACUUAUCAUCUAUGAGAACAUCCUGAAGUAUGUGAACCUGGAUGCCUGGAAUCGUGAGCUCUUGGACAAGUACUGCGUAGAGUACGGUGUAGGAAUCAUUGGCUUUUUCAAGGCCAAUGAGAACAGCUUACUGAGUGCUCAGCUGAAAGGCUUUCCCCUUUUUCUCCACUCCAACCUUGCACUGAAGGACUGCAGCAUCAAUCCCAAAUCACCGCUGCUGUACAUCACUCGGCCUAGCGAGGUAGAGAAGGGGCUUCUUCCAGGGGAGGACUGGACAGUCUUCCAAUCAAACCAUUCCACAUAUGAACCAGUCCUCCUUGCUAAAACCAAGUCUGCAGAAUCCAUCCCACACAUGAGCAUUGAUGCUGCACUCCAUACCACUGUCGUACAGGACUUGGGUCUCCAUGAUGGUAUCCAGAGAGUCCUUUUUGGCAACAACCUCAAUUUUUGGCUGCACAAACUGGUCUUUGUGGACGCUGUUUCAUUCCUGACUGGCAAGAGGCUUUCACUUCCCCUUGACCGGUACAUCUUGGUAGACAUUGACGAUAUCUUUGUUGGCAAGGAAGGCACACGAAUGAAGGUGGAUGAUGUCAAGGCUUUGUUUGAUACUCAGAAUGAACUACGUACCCACAUCCCAAAUUUCACCUUCAAUCUGGGCUACUCAGGGAAAUUUUUCCACACAGGUACAGAUGCGGAGGAUGAGGGAGAUGACCUUCUGCUCUCGUAUGUGAAGGAGUUUUGGUGGUUCCCCCACAUGUGGAGUCACAUGCAGCCUCACCUCUUUCAUAAUCAAUCUGUGCUGGCAGACCAAAUGGCCAUGAACAAGAAAUUUGCUGUUGAACACGGCAUCCCCACAGAUAUGGGAUAUGCAGUGGCACCCCAUCAUUCAGGGGUGUACCCAGUCCACGUGCAGCUCUAUGAGGCAUGGAAGCAGGUGUGGGGGAUCAAAGUAACAAGCACCGAAGAAUAUCCUCAUCUCAAACCAGCCCGCUACCGACGAGGGUUUAUUCACAGUGGAAUCAUGGUUCUUCCACGGCAAACUUGUGGGUUAUUCACACAUACUAUAUUCUAUAAUGAAUACCCAGGUGGCUCUGGUGAAUUGGAUAAAAUCAUCAAUGGAGGCGAGCUUUUUCUGACUGUUCUCCUUAAUCCUAUCAGUAUCUUUAUGACUCACCUCUCCAAUUAUGGAAAUGACCGUCUGGGUUUGUACACCUUUAGACAUUUAGUCCGUUUUCUGAACUCCUGGACUAACUUGAAGUUACAGACAUUGCCACCUGUGCAGCUGGCGCAGAAGUAUUUCCAGAUAUUCUCCGAAGAAAAAGAUCCCCUUUGGCAGGAUCCUUGUGAGGACAAACGCCACAAGGAUAUUUGGUCCAAAGAGAAGACUUGUGAUCGAUUCCCCAAGCUGCUAAUUAUUGGUCCUCAGAAGACAGGUACCACUGCCCUCUAUCUCUUCCUGGGGAUGCACCCUGACCUGAGCAGUAACUAUCCCAGCUCAGAGACCUUUGAAGAGAUCCAGUUCUUCAACGGACAUAACUACCACAAGGGCAUUGACUGGUAUAUGGAAUUUUUCCCCAUUCCUUCCAACACUACUUCUGAUUUCUAUUUUGAGAAGAGUGCCAAUUACUUUGAUUCAGAAGUAACACCAAGGCGGGCUGCCGCAUUGCUUUCCAAGGCCAAAAUAAUCACCAUCCUCAUCAAUCCUGCAGAUCGGGCCUACUCUUGGUAUCAGCAUCAGCGGGCACAUGAUGAUCCAGUUGCCCUGAAGUACACCUUUCAUGAGGUGAUCACAGCUGGACCUGAGACCUCUCAGAAGCUUCGGACCUUACAGAACCGUUGCCUAGUACCAGGCUGGUAUGCUACCCAUAUUGAACGCUGGUUGAAUAAUUUCCAUGCCAGUCAGAUUCUUGUUCUGGAUGGCAAGCGGCUACGCACAGAACCAGCCAAAGUAAUGGAAACAGUCCAGAAAUUUCUUGGAGUGACCAACAUCAUAGAUUAUCAUAAAACUCUAGCGUUUGAUCUCAAAAAAGGAUUCUGGUGCCAACUAUUAGAUGGCGGGAAGACCAAGUGCUUGGGGAAAAGCAAAGGAAGAAAAUACCCAGAGAUGGAUUUGGAUUCAAGAGCAUUCUUGAGGGAUUAUUACAGGGACCACAACAUAGAGCUAUCCAAGCUACUGUAUAAAAUUGGCCAGACACUUCCAACUUGGCUGCGGGAAGAACUCCAGAACACUAGAUAGCCGCUUCUUAUCUCUUGUAUUAAGCAAUAGUAGAUUGGAUCCAUGGGGAGGAUCUCAAACCUCUACGCCAAGCCAACGGAAUGUCAUAAGAUGUGAGAUGUUCAACAGGGAAGAAGCAUUUUGAGCAAUAUCCAUUCAAGAUGUUUGAGGGACAGUGAGAAAGCACCAACAUGGUUAGCAUUGCAGUUUGGAAGAAAGCAACCAUCUGGGACCUACUGGAGUUGAUAUACAAGCAGUGCCCCAGGGCCAAGCCAGGACUAUUACAUCUAUUUCUGCCAGAUUGCCCAGGAGCUCAGCUUUACUGAUAGUAUUGAGGUGUGCCUCCUAGGCUGUAAUGCCACUGUUUGAUGAAGAAGAGUCAUAAAGAUCUGGGUUUUCUUCACACUUUAGUUCCAAUAUCUGGAAUAGUAUUACAGCAGACUGACUCCUUCUCUUCAGAUAGAAGACACAAGAGAACCAAGGACUCACCAGGGAUCAAGAAUAAUAGUCCUGCACAUGUGUGAGUUUGGAAAAGAACAACAUGGGUAGUGUGAACAUGGAGCCAGAGGGAGGCCAUGCUCCAAGCAUGGACCUAAUUAUGCAAUUUGGGCUCAGACCCACAUAGGUCUGAGAUAGUGUUCUGGAGCAAGUUCUUAGUUGAAACAGAUGCUUUGUUUUUAUAUGGAAGACUUUGGUAUUGGCAAUAUUUAGAUUAUCCCAGUUGGAUAUUUUUUUUCUGUCUUCUUAUUUAGGAGUAUAUUGGGAAAGGGGUGGAAUGAAUAAUGUGAGCAGCAUAUUCACCUGACAAUGUUGGCAAGAAGUUUGCUCCAAAGAGAUACUUUGAUUUGUGUCCUUCUUAUAGACCUGUCUCUGGUUUCAACGUACAAUUAUGUGAGAUGUGGUUUAAGACCAUUCAGUAUCUUUACUUCCGGUACACACAUCCUGCCUGUUCAAACGAGGAUGACAUUCUAGCAUCAUGUGUAGGUUUUGGUCUAAUGGUCACCCCAAAUACAACUUAAGAGUAUUGAAUCUCUUGAGUACUGAACAAACAGUAUUUUAGUAUCUUUCUUUCUGAGCAUUUUGGAGUGGGGGUAGGGAUACAUAUUAGAGUUGGUAUUCCCAAGUAUUAGGUUCUUAUUUUCCCACCCUUUUGCUAUUAUAGAGAAUAGAGAAAAAUGGCCCAUGGAUUUGGUUGUUUUGUCACCAUAAUGUGUCUCUCUAUUAGAAUCAUUUUAGGAUAAGCCUGUGGCUGCCCAUUUUCAAUUAUUUCCUCCUGUCCAAUGUGUCCAAUUGAACUGUGACUGAGAAUUUCUGAUAACUCACCCAUUGUAGUUUACUAAGUUAAUUUGUGUGUGUAUGUGUAUGUAUGGAAUUUAUAAAUAUGCUGCUAAUGGUACUGUGUAUACACGCAUGCACACACACAUACACACACUUGCCCAUUGCUGUUUGUUUGGAGCCAUGUUAACAAGGUAAAUAGAACCACAUUUUUUCCCCCAUUUGGCUUAUUCAGUCCUGUACUGCUAUGUGUUGGAUGUGUCAUAGGAAAGGCAUGUAAAACUUGCAGUCCAGAUGGGGCUGGGAAGACAGAGGUCACAUCAAGAGUCAGAAGCUUUUGAAAAACAUCUCAGUGGAGGAAUUAAAGGCACUGGAAUAUGGACUGGUCUGAUUAGUGUUUGAUCCAAAGUUGGAUACUUUUUAUAAUUAAAAAAAAACCUUGUUAGUAAUGCUAAUGGAAAGAAAACGUUUAUUAUAAAUUAGAAUGUCAGGAAUCAAAAAGCUUUCAGAGCUUUUUCAAAUUGGGGGUAGGAAUAACUGGUGUUUUUUUCACCAGAAUAUCUUCCUGUUUUGCUUAAGGAUUUCUGGAAAGAAUCUAAUUGCUGAAAGCAACAUGCUAGACCAGUUACCUUGUUCUGGUUUUCAUCGAAGCUAUCUUCAUACUAGGACCAGUUCCAUGGAUGAAUAUAAGGAGAAAAGGCAGAAGCAAGAAAGGUUUCUUCUUAACUUAGAUCUUGUCUCCCCAUAAUUGUUGCCAAAGGACAAAGGGAUAUCCUGGGUCAGAGUCACCCUGUUGAGGACAAAAGUCACUCUCACACCAGUAUUAGCAAUUCUUCAGUUACUGUCUGAAUUCAAUUCCAGUUCUUCUAAAGUCCAUCACCGUCUAGCUAUAGCUUCAGUACAUAGUUUCCACUGACCCUGUGUGUGAGCACCAUCUACUGGAUCAUGAAAUUCCAUAGAAUCAUAGAGUUAAAUAAGGAAGUUGGAGAGAACUAGACUGUAUAGGCCAUUGAGUGUAACCAUUUAGUGCAGCUAUCUAAACUGAAGAGUCCCCAGUAGCUGACCGCCUCACCUCCACUUGAAGAUAACCAUUAAAGGGAAGCCUAUCAGUUCUCUGGGUAAUUGGUUGUACGGAAAUUCAAAUUUCUCUCAAUGUUUAGGAGGUUUUUUCCUAAUAGUCAGAAUCUGCCUUUCUGUAUCUUAAUCCAUUCUCUGGCAUCCUGCACUCUGUCAUUGUAGAGAAUAUGUCUCUGUGUGACUGAUAGUGAUAGUGGCUUUCAGGUACAGGAAGACCACUAUCAAAUCCCCUUAAGACUUCUCUGAAGACUUAAUAUUCUGAAUUCUAUCAAUCCCUCUUUAUAGGACCUACCAUUGCUCUUCUCUGACUUGAUUACAGGGGACUUUUCACCUUCAUUAUAUUUAUUCUCCCUGUUUGUUUAGACAGCUAUACCAGUAAUUAAUGUGCAUUUGAGACAGAGACAUGUGUAAGAUCAAACCUGGGGAGAUGACAUUGUCUCGACUUCUCUCUUUUUAAAAUUAAUACAAUAUUUUACCUGCAGCCUUCUAUAUGAAAAGGUUUGCUGCAUUUGAAAGCAAAGUGUGCUGUCAUUGAAGAGUUCCUUUCUUCCCAGUGCCCUUAACUAGACGGACAUUUUCCUUUUCAGAUAGAAUGAACGUGGGUGGGGGUGGGCAGGAAGCAGAGUUGCAUCUAUUGGCAAACCUAGCUUGCAAUGGAACAGCUCCUUCUGCUGCAAAUCAUCCAGAGUUCUUCUGCAUGUGGACUUCUACUGUUGAUGUAGAACUGUGUCUUUCAAAUGUGGCAACUUUAAGAUGUGUGGACUUCAACUCCCAGAAUUCCCCAGCUAGCAUGCUGGCUGGAGAAUUCUGGGAGUUGAAGUCCACAUGUUUUAAAGUUGCCACAUUUGAAAGACACUGAUGUAGAAGAAGGCUAGUGGCAGACGCAGUGACAGAUCAUUUUACAUCUGCAGCCUUAUUAGAUAAGACACAAGGUCAGACAGGCUGUCAAUUCCAAACCAUUGUUAAACAGGAGCAGCAUCAAGGAAAAGGGGACUGCUGAAGCAUGGUAAUGAAAAGACCGUGUUGGUCCAUUUGGGCUGUGGGUCAUUCAUCAGAAAUGGUAAGCUUGCUUUGAGAAAUUUUGGCUUGGAAGGCACAAAAGGCCCUCUGUGUAACUGCCUCCCAGGCAUAGUACUGAGUGAUUUUGCUACAGCUUCAAAGUUCUGCAACAGAGUUUAAAUCCUGUUUAAUACAUUCUGAGUGGAGUGCAAUGCAAAAAACAAAACAAAACUCUGAAAUUGUAAUGUUGCAUCUUCUGCAAAACGAUGUAUUUUUCUUUGUCCUUUGUGUGUGGAAUUUUCUUCACAGUUUUAAGAACAGGGGACUCCUACAUUCCCAUUGUUGAGCACACUUUCUGUGUACAUCCUUUGUGCACCAGGACAUCCCAAUCAAACUACCAAGUCUUGCUUAUCUGUAGGAUGGCCCUCAGGAAGUUAUUUUAAAAGACAGUCUACAGAGGCAACAGUAGCUGCUACCUAAAAGUUUGUUCUCAUUAUGAAUAUUACUAUUGUCCCUGUGCACCACUAUCUUAAAUAACAAAAUGAUGUAGAACGUUUAAAGUAAGCGUGAGUUUGGCGUCUCAAGGUAGCAGUCUACAUUGUAGAGAAUACUGCCAAAGUGAGACAUGCAAAAAAGAAUUAAACUUAGGACAUGUGUAAUGAAAGUAUUAAUUUGUAUUGCUCCCAAAUGCUGGUGUGAUUUAAUGUGCAGUAGAGAUAGGAGGAGACAUUUGCCUUUUCACUUAGUAAGUUGAUCAGCAAUAGUCAGAAAACACCACUCACUCUGAGUAACAGAGAACUUGUUAAAAUCUGAGUUUAAAGAAGGACACUUUUUUUGUUUUGUUGAAAGGAAGAACUCUGGGAAUUCCUAUUGUCAUGUUUGCAUGAGAUUCUGUAUGUUUUCCCAUUGGGAAGGGUGGGUUUUCUUUUUUUUUCUCAUGGUGGGAGGGAGGAAAGGGGAGGGAAUAUUUUUAAAAGUCUUUCUCCCAUAUUUUUAAUCUGUACUUGAACUCAUUUUGGGUUCAGAAAACUGUCACUAAUGUAACGUCCUGGUGAACUAACUGCUAAUAAAAUGGGGUUGUCUGUUUUUAGU